This is a messenger RNA of Oryza brachyantha (malo sina), 1543 nucleotides long. RefSeq names its product probable tRNA-splicing endonuclease subunit Sen2. The record is from RefSeq and is a predicted model, not a curated record. Gene Ontology annotation, cellular component: tRNA-intron endonuclease complex. Lineage: Eukaryota; Viridiplantae; Streptophyta; Magnoliopsida; Poales; Poaceae. The transcript is spliced from 4 exons. The coding region runs from base 63 to 986 and encodes 307 amino acids. Gene Ontology annotation, molecular function: tRNA-intron lyase activity; nucleic acid binding. Gene Ontology annotation, biological process: tRNA splicing, via endonucleolytic cleavage and ligation; tRNA-type intron splice site recognition and cleavage.
AGGCAACCUGCAGCAACCAGGGUCCAGCUAUACUUGCUGUCUCGCCCAUCUUGUCUCUGGCAAUGCCUAUGGAUUUUCCAGGUCCAAGAUGGAAGAAGGGCAAAGAGAGCAAGGACUUUGCAUCCUUAGCAGCAGCUAAUCCCAUGUCAACCAUUGUUUCUGAGCUCAAGGCUUCAUUCAUAAGCUCAAAGCCUGUGGCAAUUUUAUCAGGUCCAGAUGGCAGCUCAAUUCUUGGAGUUGAACCAGAGCAAGCUAUGAUCAUAAACCGUGCUGCCUUUGGGCACGCCAUCGAAAAUACAGAAGCACAGAAGAGUUGGUUCCAACUCAGCCCUGAGGAGGUCUUUUACCUAUACCAUUCUCUGAAUUGCAUCAGGGUUGAGUCACAGGACAAGAUGCAAAUGAGUGAAGUGGAACUGUGGGAUCACUUUAGGUCUGGAUCGGAGUCAUUUCCGGAGAUGUACAAGGCUUACUCACAUCUGAGAUCGAAGAACUGGGUGGUAAGAUCAGGGUUGCAGUAUGGCGCAGAUUUUGUAGCUUACCGUCACCAUCCAGCGCUUGUCCACUCUGAAUUCACGGUGGUCGUACUUCCAGAAGGUGCAGAGUUUGGCAGUAGGUGUGGCCGUCUGCAGGUGUGGUCUGAUCUACUAUGCGCGCUCCGGGCUUCUGGCAGUGUGGCCAAGACAUUACUGGUUCUGACCAUCAGCAGCAGCAGUAGUUGUGAACUGAGCUCCCCAGAGUGUUUGGAACAGCUUCUUGUUCAUGAGAGAACAAUCACAAGAUGGAUACCACAGCAGUGCCGUGAACAACGAUGUGAACCAAGCAGAGAUGAAGCAAAUAGGAAAGUACUGAUAAGCAAAAAAGAUGAAGCGAGUAUGGAAGAACUGAUAAGCAAAAAGGGAAGUGUAGUAUUCAACCACUGGGCAGUGAUAUUAGGCUUCACUGUUCUAUCUAGCUUGGUUGCAUACAAGCUUAAAUUCAGACAAUGAAGCUUAACAUUUCUGUGCACCUGUAUUGCUGUGAUAUGAUUUUUUGUCCAGUUGCAAUAUGAAACUCUUUCACUAGAUUGGCACUCUUGGUACUCUCAGGGACUACACAGCUUCGAAAAGAAAUCCAGGAAGGGCCUGAUAAUGUAGUCAUUAACAUGACUCAUAACCAUGUGUUAAUUUCAAUGCCCUUUUGGACAGAGUUUACAACGAGUUCAGUUAUCUCAAUGGCUCCAAUGAGCCACAAGUUGAACAGGGUGGAUGCAUUUGCACCUCUGUGAUGUUCCUGUGUUCCAAGGUCAUGACAAACUGUGCUGAUAUAAUUACUUCUUCUGAGAUAAUUUGGCGAUCUUGCCAUAUGCAUAUAGAAUAAACAGGACCCAGAACUGUUAAUUGCUCCAAGGAUUUUGGGCCCUUAAACAUGACAUUGUUCUUUUGUAUAUUUGAGCUAUAUGUACUCUGAAGAUGAGAUGGACAUUCUGUCGAAACAAAAGAUGAGAUGGACAUUUGUGUUUACCCUCCUGAUUUAACACGCUGUACUAUGGAUUGAGUUUUUGCAA